GGGGCGCGGGGCUCCGGGCCCGGCUGGCGUGGGGGUGCAGCAGGGCAGGGUCAGCUCGGGCAGCUGUGCCAGAGCUGGGGCGGCUGCUUGGCUGGACUGUGGGGCUCCUGGCCGUGCCCGAAGCCCUUCACCUCUUACCUUCAAGCUCAGGGAGGAGGCAGAUUUUCCUCAGCUUGGCUCCGCUGCCCCCCAGAGAUGGUGGGCCACCUGCACCUGCAAGGAAUGGAAGAGAGUCUGAAAGAGAAGAGCCGGGAGGGCCUGCUGGACAGUCCGGAUUCCGGGCUGCCCCCCAGCCCUAGCCCCCCUUUCUACACCCUGGCUCCCGGGAUCAUCGGGGGCAGCAGCACAGGGCCGGAUCACCCAGGACAUGGGCCCAGAAAGGAAGCCAAGGAAGGCAAAGUGAUCCCUUACCUUCUUGUGAACUCUUCUGUGCCAGAGACGAGGCCUCGAAUGUUCCCGGUGUUCUUUGGCGAAAGCAUUGAGGUCAACCCUGAACCUGUGCAGGAAAUUAGGUGCAACUCGGAGGUGAAAUAUGACUCAGAGAAACACUACAGGGACGACAUCUUCUACGGACCCAUCCCCACCAUAACCGCCUACAGCGAGACGGUCAUCGCCACACCAAACUGCACCUGGAGGAACUACAAGUCGCAGCUGAUCUUCGAGCCCCGACAGAAGCCCCUGCGGUUCCAGAGCACAACCAUCAUCUUCCCCAAACGCACCAAGAACAUUUAUCGAACCACCCUCACCUACAGCCUGGGCUGUGCCAAGCGGUGGUUCGCGUCCAGCGUGCAGCUGGAGCUAUGCGAAGAAACCAGCCCCUGCAGCAUCUACAGCGAGACCCUUUCAUCCGCCCGGGGCGGGCUCUGACGACCACAAGGCCGCGUCCUUCGCUGGCCUCUCCGGACAGACAGAUUUGACCAGGUGCCUUCAUUGAUGGCGACGGGCCCUUGACUACUAGCGGCUGGGCGUGCAUGGUCUUAGACACAUCUGAACUGCUCCAAGAGGAGGCCUAGAGGGGAUGUACUCUUUAUGGAUUUGGUCAGCGCAAGGCUGGCAUUUGUUGUGGGACAUUUUUGAUGUUCAUGCUCUGGAUUUUGUUUUUGUUUUUUGACACAUAUCUAUUUUAAAUAGCAUUUCAGUGAAAUCAGAUAGCAAAGGCCCUAGGUUUGCAGUUACCAUAUGUUAUAGUGCUGCUUCCCAGCUCCGUGGGUCUUCUCUAGCAUGUAGGUGCGACUUAGCAGUGCCUUGGAAGCCAAUCCUAUCUGAUAGGAGAAGACCAGCUGCAGACUCACCAUCCAAUCUGCACAGCUGCUAUCCGCCUGCUUCUCCUAGUGUUUAAACACAGAGAAGACAGUUGUUAUUUUUAAUUGCAUAAAACAUUGAUCCCACUCCGAAUCCCCAUCUGAAGGAUGGCUCCAGGAUUGCAUUGCAGCACCACAGUGACCUCCGAUUUAGCUUUUUUUUUUUUUAAAAAAAAAUUUUGUCACCAAAACAGGGAAGACGGUCGAUCGUGCUGACUGGGCACCAGCCUUUCCAGAAUAGGCAAGUGCCAAACUCCCAUUUGAGACCCUUCUGCGGAGUCAGAUGUUUACAUGCCAUAGUGGGAUACCGUGCAAGGAGCUUUUAGGGGAGCCGAGAAUGGAAUGCUUAAGGGCAGAUUUGCAUUCUAAGGAGGAUGCAAGCCAGGGAAAAUGGCAGGAAGCUUAGUUAACAGGGAUAAAACACAGAGAGAGAACAGAUCUAAUUCAGGAUUAACCUGAUUUUAUGCAAAGGCAGCUUAUGACAAUCAAUCAGGUUAACUAGGUGUAGGAGAAUAUGCUUUCAAGGGCAGUUCCUCGAGGACCAAAAGCCUUUUCUGUUAUAUGAGAUGAUAAAGACCAUAGCAGGAGCAGAAUUUUAAACUCCGAGUUGAAGACUGUCAACAGGACAGAUGUUUCCAAAAUUCGGCAGAAUGGGGCCGUGGCUCAUCGCCAGCCUGCUGAGUCCAGUAAUAAUGCACAAUAGUAAUAAUUUAUCCAAGGACAAUGAAAGGAACUGCCUAUUCCUACCCUCUGCUCCUCCCCCAAGCUGGUUAGUUCCCAUGCAGCUGUAAAAACACAGAGGUGGGCAGCCUUCAGAAGGUGCCAGCGGGCCAGCACCAGCAGCCAGCUUCAAACCUGGCUGAUCCCUCCCUGCCACCUACAAGCUCUCGGAGAUCUGGCACUAACAGAUACUGUCACUGGGUCCCACGGCAUCUGCAUGUCGCCUUGUCCCUGAGACAGACCCCUGCUAGCAGAGACUGAUUUGACACCCUUUUCCCACCUCUUCUUCACAAAGAAUGGAUUUAGCUCCCCUGGUACCUUAUUUUUUUGUGAGGUGAAGUUGGAAGAGGGAAGUUGGUUGCUCUUUUUUAAAUGCUCACUUUCACUUGUAUCUAAACUAUGAGGAAACCAUCCGCUCUACGGCUUCAACUGGCAUCAGCAUUGAAAGGAAACAAGAAAAGAGAACAACAGUGCUCUGGCAGGCUCUGUUUUAUUGCAGGACUCCAUAUGUGGCAUUGCUGUUCUGAUCUGUUGUUAGCUGUUUUCAUUUCCCUCUGGGGAUAAACUGCAGCAAGACAAGCACGGCUCUGGCCGGGAAAGGAAUUAAGGAAAUCAUGCCCAUAGUUAUGAAAAAAUGAACCCAUCCAGCAUGACCCACAAAGAUUAUUUGAUGUGCCUACAAGUGGGACUUUUGUGUUGAUUAGACUACAACAGGAACAAUGCUAAGCAACAGUGCGUCAGUAAAUGACAAUGCCUAUGCAGAGGGGUAAGAAAGCAAUACAAGAUCCCAACGCUGUUACUGCUUUGUGAAUACAGGCCAAGAGGGCUGGGAUUGUCAAUGGAGACAAAAGGAAUUAGACACCUCCUAGGGGAAUUAUGCACCUAAAUAUAUUUGAAGAUCUGGGCCUUGGGCACUUAGGAACUUUUAGUCUCAUUUAAAAUCAAUAGACCUUAGGUGUCUACGUGCCUAUGUCUCUUUGGCAAAUGGGACUUACAGGUAACAUUUUCAAGAGCAUCCAACUCCUGCAGGCUUUUUAGCUAAACAGCUCUGAAAGUCAAUGUCUAUUUGGUCCCCUCCCCCACUCCCUUUCUUAAGUGUUUUGUUUUGUAUUUGUCUUGCUGCAGUUCUGAUUGUUAUUUCAGUGUACACAUGACCAGCCAAGUUACAACACCUAAUAAUAAGGAAUAACUCAGA
Mauremys reevesii (Reeves's turtle) is the source of this 3216-nucleotide messenger RNA. RefSeq names its product refilin A (gene RFLNA). The transcript is spliced from 4 exons. NCBI's taxonomy places the organism in Eukaryota, Metazoa, Chordata, Testudines, Geoemydidae. Bases 196 to 867 code for a protein of 223 amino acids. Gene Ontology annotation, cellular component: actin filament bundle. Gene Ontology annotation, biological process: negative regulation of bone mineralization involved in bone maturation; negative regulation of chondrocyte development; actin filament bundle organization. The record is from RefSeq and is a predicted model, not a curated record. Gene Ontology annotation, molecular function: filamin binding.